This is a messenger RNA of Cannabis sativa, 5304 nucleotides long. RefSeq lists its product as uncharacterized. The transcript is spliced from 3 exons. Bases 370 to 4971 code for a protein of 1533 amino acids. Lineage: Eukaryota; Viridiplantae; Streptophyta; Magnoliopsida; Rosales; Cannabaceae. The record is from RefSeq and is a predicted model, not a curated record.
UUCUUUUGAUUUUCAUAUUUUCCCAUUUCUUUUUCUCCUUUACGUGCCGCCCCAUUCUCUAGAAAAAAAAUUACAGCUACCCACCAUGGCUGUUUUAUCAUCUCUGUUCUAAAAAUCAUUUCUUUUUGGCCCAAAAGUACAUAGCAAAGCCAAAGAUUCUCUCUUUUUCCACAUUUGCUUUCAUUUUCCCUUGCGAUUUUCCUUUUCUUAUUCAAUCUCUCUCUUUCUCUCUGGUCCAAGCUGGAUUGAUAGUAUCACCUUAAUAAUCUCUGUGCUUAGAAAUAAAAAUCUCUUUUUUUUUUUAUUCUUCAGAUUCUUCUUGGAUUUCCAAUUUUCCAACUUUUGAGGAAUUUUUCGACACAAAAAAAAAUGGGAUCUUUAAUGGAAAUUGGAGUACGGAUGAGGAAAUUGGCAAUAGUUUUGAUCAAAGCUUGUUUUAGAUCAGUUAAAUAUCAUCCUUUUCUUGUGGGUAUGGUGUUGUUUUUGAUGUUUAUGUACAGAUCAUUUCCAUUUCUGUUUUCUUUGUUUUUGUCUGCUUCACCUGUUUUGGUCUGUACUGCUAUUUUGCUUGGAACCCUUUUGAGUUUUGGGCAGUCUAACAUACCCGAAAUCGAAAUCGAAAAGGAGGAGAAACUAACACAUGAUGUUGGUUCUCUUAGAGCUGUUGGGGUUUCUGGGAAUGGUACAAUUGUUGUUGAUAAAGAUGAGAGCUUUAUUAUAGAAAGAUAUGUUGAAGAUGAUAGAGAAGGAGUUGGGGUAGGAGUGAAGUCUUUUGAUGAUGAAAGGGUUAGGGUUGAGUUGGAGACUGAUGUUGAUUCACUUGAUCGUGUGCCACUCAUUGAUGAGAGUUCAAGAGAAAUUCAUAGUGAGAUUAAGGGUGAGAUUGAGGAGGAAGAUGAGAGAGAGUUUGUUGAUUUUCAGUUUGAAAUGAAAAAGGAAACUUUUGAGGAGGAAUUGAGAGUUGAAGGGGGUUUGAGUGAUGAGAAAGGUGUUGAGAAUGAGUAUUCUUUGGUUCAAGAUUUGGGGGAUGAGAUUCUUUUGAAGGAAUUCACUAAAUCGCUUGAAGAGUCUCUUAGUGCUCACAAGGAAGAUCACUUGGAGUUGGAGUCCUCUUCGCCUGGUGGUGGCGGUGAUGAUGAUGAUGAAGCUGGUAAAAAUAAGGAUGAGGAUGAAGAUGAGGAUGAGGAUGAUGAUGAUUCCUCGUAUUCGGACUCUGAUAGAGCGGAGAGUUCAUCACCUGAUGCUUCAAUGGCUGACAUAAUUCCAAUGCUUGAUGAAUUACAUCCUCUUUUAGACGAAGAAACGACGCAGGCUCCUCUUAUAUCCCACGAUGAGUCUGAUGGUGCUUCGGAGGACUCUCAUCAUAGUGGUGAUAGUAUUGAGUCUGAUGCAGAAUCUGAAAACCAUAGAGAUGAUGAGGUAGAAGAGGAUGGUGGCGAUGACAAUGAUGAAGAUGAUGAAGAAGAAGAACAACAUGUUGGGAAGGAGGAUGAAAGUAAGUCUGCAAUCAAAUGGACAGAAGAUGAUGAAAAGAAUCUUAUGGACUUAGGGACUUCAGAACUCGAAAGGAACCAACGGUUGGAGAAUCUCAUUGCGAGGAGAAGAGCAAGAAAAAGCUUUAGAUUAUUGGCUGAGAAGAAUUUAAUAGAUUUAGAUAGUGUUGAUCUUCCUUUCAAUGUUGCACCAAUUUCGACAGCUAGACAAAACCCUUUUGAUGCUCCGUUCGAUUCGUAUGAUCAUAUGGGAUUACCGCCUAUUCCUGGCUCGGCUCCUUCAAUUUUGUUGCCAAGAAGAAAUCCAUUUGAUCUUCCUUAUGACUCUAGUGAAGAGAAACCUGAUCUCAAGGGAGACAAUUUCGAGCAGGAGUUUUUGCCUUUUCACCAAAAAGACAUGUUUCGUAGGUAUGAAAGUUUCAGCAUGGGACCGUCGGGGUUGGGAAAUUCGAGACAAGAGAAGCAAAACAUCAAGUGGAAGCCUGUUUUCGUGCCAGAACGAAUGGCUUCAGAAGGAACAAGCUAUCAUCCAUCAUUCCAGAGGCAAUCAAGUGAACUUAGUGAGUCAAAGUUGAGCUCAGUUCCUGAUACAGAUUCUGUGAGUUCAUUGGCUGAUGCAGAUGAGAAGAGACUCAUUAUUGAACAUGAUUUUUCGAAAGAAGAACUACUUUCCACCAUUUACCAGGCUUCUGAUCUUCUCGAACGGGGAAGUCGAUCGUCUGAAGAUGUUGAAUCAGUGGAUAUGGCACAGGCUUCUCAAAGAGAUAUUCAACAUGAUGAUGAUGAAGCCAAAGAUGAUUUAGGGGAAGUGGAAGAUCACCACGAAAUGGAUUCGAAUGUGUCUGAAAGAGGAGAAGCAGCUGCUCAUGUCGAACCAGAACAAGUUGGCAGAGAGGAUUACAGUAGCGGGUCUAGCUUAUCUUCAUUAUCAGAAGUGGAUGAACCAAUAACCGAUAUGAAAAAUGAGGACGAUUCACCAAGUUUUGGGGUCAUUUCAGCAGAACCUUCUUUGGAGGAGAAUCAGAAUAAGGACCCUGUUUAUGAUAUAAGCCCCCCGACGGCUGAAAGGUUACUCUCUUUAUCCUCUGUUUCAUCGGAUUUGCAAGUAGAAAUGUCUGAAGUAAUUAACCCUCCAACCUCAGCAGAAAAUGUUGUUUUGUUUGAAUCCCGAGAGUCACCUGUUUGUGAAGAGAUGGAUUCUUAUUCCCCUAAGGUAGAUGCAGGAGAUGAAAUUCCAUUAGACUCGGGUGAAGUUCUAGCUUCAUCUGGAGAGCCUGAGGUUAUAAAUGAGGAAAGACAAAUUCCUCACGAGCAUGAGAAUGCGAGCUUGUCAACUCGUGAUGUUGAAAUCCCCAUUGCAGUGCUCCAAGAUGAAGAUGUGAAGUUGGAUACAACAGUGGCUUUAAGUGAUCAGAUAUCUUUGGAAGAUCUAGUUUCCACUCCACAACUGGAACAUCAAUCUUCAACUGUUGCUGAGCAGGCGUCGGUUUGUUCCAAUCUGUCUUCUUUAGAGUCUGAAUCUUUUGUGGAACAGCCAGUGGUUCAAGAAGAAAUGGUUCAUCUUGAUCAGGAUCAAAUCCAAUUAGAUUUUUCAUCUGAAAGAUCAUUGGUAGAAGAAGAGACAUUCAAGGAUGAAGUCAUUCAACAUGUAAUCGAGCAAUCUUCGAUGAUCCAUCCAUGUUCUUCCGAGAAUGACCAUAAAUUGGAUCAUCCAACACAAGAAGAAGAAAUUACUCAGGUUGAACAGGACCAACUCCACUCAUCAUCUUCAGAUGCAAACAAUGCCGGUCAAGUCAAGGACUUUGAUGUGACAGAGGCUUCUUCGAGUACUGAUUAUGAAGACAUGGCAUCUGUAGAAAAGUCUCCAUCAGAAUUGGAGAAACAGCAACCUAUGGAUGAAGCAUGUGCUGGUGGUGAUCAUGGUAUUAUUGAUGAACCAGCUGUUAUCGUGGAAAAGACUAACGAGGAGGAUUCAAGCGUUGAGGACAAAGUUUCAACCAACUUACCUUCUGAGACUUCUGAUUCUGCUGCAAUCCCAGCUGACAUUCUUGAAUAUAAACCAUUCUCUAGCGAAAUUGAUCUGAAGAAUGGCAUUCUCGAUGGAACUGAUAAUGAUAACAACACUCGGCUUUUGGUAGAAGAAUAUGUCAAGGAAGAGGUUGAUGAAAUAAAGGAUAUUGAUGAAGAGUUACUGUCUGAGUUGGAUACAGUUGGGGAUUUCAGUGUGAAAGAAUUUGAUGAGCCACCACUCCCUACCGAGCUGAUGCUAGAGCAAGCUAAUGUUGGAAAUACCAGCCCCGAGCUGAUAGAAACAAGCCCGGUAUUACCAGUUCUUGAAGCAAGGUCACUUGAUGAUAUUGAUUUGGCUUUUAAGCAACUUCAUGAGGGAGCAGAUGUUGAGGAAGUGAUUCUUCCUAGUAUAAUUGAGGAGCAAAAGAUUAUGGAAGAACUCAAAAGUUCCGUUGAAACUACUUCUGAAUUGGAAGUUGUUGAAGCUCGAUCUUUGGAUGAUAUUCACACGGCUUUGAAGCACGUCUCUGAAAGUAGUCCCGGUGAGAAUAAAUCAGAAACUGCCUCUAAUGAGCAAGUCAUUGAAGCUCGAUCUUUAGAUGAUAUUCAGGCUUCUGAUGUGCUUCCCCCAACACCCUUGAACUCUGAGAAUAAAUCAGCUGAAGUUGGAGUAAAUGAAGCAAGUUCCCUUGAAAUCGCUUCUAAUGUGCAAGUGGUUGAAGCUCGAUCUUUAGAUGAUAUUCACAUGGCUUCUGAUGAGCUUCCCGCAACACCCUCGAAUUCUGAGAAUAAAUCAGCUGAAGUUGGAGUAAAUGAAGCGAGUUCCCUUGAAACCGCCUCUAAUGAUCAAGUCAUUGAAGCUCGAUCUUUAGAUGAUAUUCACAUGGCUUCUAAUGAGCUUCUCACACCAACACCCUCAAACUCUGAGAAUAAAUCAGCUGAAGUUGGAGUAAAUGAAUCGAGUUCCCUUGAAACCGCAUCUAAUGUGCAAGUGAUUGAAGCUCGAUCUUCAGAUUAUAUUCACAUGGCUUCUGAUGAGCUUCCCACACCAACACCUUCGAACUCUGAGAACAUAUUAGCUGAAGUUGGAGUAAAUGAAUCGAGUUCCCUUGAAACCGCCUCUAAUGUUCAAGUUGUUGAAGCUCGAUCUUUGGAUGAUAUUCAUACAGCGUUGAAGCAAGUCUCGGAAAGUAGUUCUGAUGAGCUUUCAACACCCUUGCACUCUGAGAAUAAAUCAGCUGAAGUAGUGAGUUCUUCCACCGAAAUGGAACCAGACAACGUAGCAACUGGUGUCAAAGAAGGUAGCUCGAAUGCUGCUGAUGAACCGAAACAUGAAUCCUCAGUUUCUGCUGAUGAACCACCAAAUGCAAUGACGGACGAAACUAAAGAUAAGUCAAUUCCUCGUAAAGCAAAAUCUCGUUCGAGUUCCAGCUCAAGCUCGAGCUCGAGCUCAAGUGAUUCUGAGUGAGAACAAAAAUGGUUAACACUUUUGCAGCUUGGGAUUUUUCUUUUUAUUAUUUAUUUGUUAUGAGUAUCAGUUUUUGAUCUUGGUAGUGUGGUUUUCUUUGGUAUUUUUUUGAUUGGUUUCUUCAAGAAUGAGUUUUGGUUUGAUUUCUUGAAGUUUGAAAAAUUUUCCCAUCUCUUGUUUGACAAUGUGAGAGUGAGUUGUUCAGUUUUAUUGAGAAGAAAAAAAAACAUGUUUAUAGUUGUUGAUAUUGUACUUAUGUACAUUGUAAUUUAUUUAUUCCUUUGGAUGUAGAUGUUGAGAUUUUGAUCCUAUAAAUAUUUGUUUUUUCUCUUU